AAAAUAAAAGCCUUAUAAAUUAUGGCAUUGAAUAGGUUAUUUUCUGGACUAACUAUAGCCGGACAGUCGAUGAUAACUAGAAGGACUAUACACAUUACUGCUAUAAAUUUCGCGAGCAAACCUAAUGUUGUAAAACCUAAACCAGGUUUCGGCAAAAGUUACAGACGUAUUGUCCAUUUUCCAGAAGAAUAUAGUGUUAAACCAUUAGAAGUAACAAACUUGGCCGGCAGGGACCCAGAAACAGGUCGCAUAGUUGCAAAAGGUAUUGGUGGUGGCAUAAAACACAAGUACCAUUGGAUACAUUGGCUGAGAGAUGGACCUAGUGAAGGACCCCCUCAGGAAGAAAAAGUUAUACAGGUUAUGGAAGAUGGCUGCAGGACAGCUCACAUAGCCUUGGUAGCAGUAGGAGAUAAGCUUAAAUACAUACUGGCUACAGAGAACAUGAAAGCUGGAGAUAUCCUCAAGACUUCCAGGCAUUUACCUAGGAUCCCUGUGAGAGCAAAUGAAGGUGAUGCAUAUGUGCUAGGAGCUCUUCCAACUGGCACGCUGGUACAUAGUAUUGAAAAAGAACCAGGUCAAGGUGGCCUGUACAUUCACGCAGCUGGAACUUUCGGCACCAUAUUGAGGAAACAAGACGACAGGGUAAUCGUCCAGAUGCCUUCAAAGCGACAGUUUAGCUUCGACAUGCAUUGUAUGGCUGUUGUUGGUCGUCUUUCAAACGUAGAUCACGGCGACACGCCAAUAGGGUCGCCGCAGCGCAAUCGUUGGCUCGGCAACCGACCGCGUUCCGGUCUUUGGCAACGCAAAAGCGGUCGUCACGGUCGCAAGAUCAAACCGCCCAAACCAGUCAAGGAAAUCCGGAAUCCAUCUAAUUUCCCUCUACCUGCCAUUAAGCUCAAUAUGACUCCUUAAUCAAUUGCAAAUAAGUUGUAAAAUUUUAGUAAAUUGUAUUAAGUAGAUGAUACAAAUUUUAUUUCAUAGAACCAAAUACAAUAAAACGCGCGAUGUAUCGUAGGUGAGGAGAUGCAACGCGCACCGAAUGCGCGCAAGUCGUUGAAGUGACAAGUCGCAACUCUACACGUCUCUUGUCUUUAGUGUAAGUUUCAAAUAUGUAAACUUAACUACCGCGUUUGCGUUAAGAUUUUAAUUUAAACCUGACAUAUAAUUAAGAUCUAAAUAAAAAUCUUAACGCAAACGCGGCAGUUAAGUUUGCUUGAUAAUAUUUACACUCAGGUCUCUGAACAAGUACAUAUUAUAAACGAAUGUAUGUAAAUUUUAAAUAUGGCGAUUUGAAAACUUGCGUUAUAUUUUUGCCAUCUGAACUUAGCCUAAUUCACACGUACAGUAUAUAACAUAUAUCUGUAAUAGAUUGCUUUUUAC
Molecule: messenger RNA, 1380 nt
Organism: Hyposmocoma kahamanoa
Lineage: Eukaryota; Metazoa; Arthropoda; Insecta; Lepidoptera; Cosmopterigidae
Gene: mRpL2
Product: 39S ribosomal protein L2, mitochondrial
Exons: 6
Coding region: 22-912 (296 amino acids)
Biological process (GO): cytoplasmic translation
Cellular component (GO): ribosome
Molecular function (GO): RNA binding; structural constituent of ribosome
Source: RefSeq, a predicted model, not a curated record